AUGAACCCCACCCAGACCAAUACUUUCCACCACCGAUGGUCUCAUCACCCCGACGUCGACUAUCACUUCAGCCAUCGCUUCCGCUGGCCUGCUGCCCCGGUCGAGGGCGCCUCCGGUGCUGCCGCCAAUGCCGCUGCUGAGGGCGCUGCAGGCCUUGCCUCUGGUGGCGGGGCUCAACCCCCUCCCCGCGGUCCUUAUGGCGGCUAUCAUCACUAUUACGAGAGAGGGCCGUAUCGUAGAUGGGGAAGAAGGCCUAGCCGUUUCAUUUGGUUUAGCAUCGGUGCCAUCACUGCUACGGUAUGGUACAAGCAUCACCAUGAGCGCAAGAACGACCUCCAAAAGUUCGUCACCGACCCCCAGUGCUGGUCCCCACAUCACCGCACUCUGCCCCCUCCUCCCACCGAAACACCUACUGCUUCAGUGACCCCCGCAGUGCCCUCUCCUGCUCCCUCCGCCACGGAUUCUCUACCGAAGCGAGACUCAUCAUGGUGGUGGGAUGACGAGAAACGCCAUGCGGGCUGGAGAGCUUGGAAAGAGCAAAAGAUGGAGGAGCAUCGUGCCAGGCAUGAAGCCAAGGCUCUCCAGGCUCAGGCGCCCGUUGACACCACUUCUUCUGCCACAUCUGGUGAGACUGCGGAAUUCAAGAGUCUUCGAGAAGCCGUCGAGAAACUCUGGGCGGAAAAGACUGCCGCAGACGGGACUGCGCAGAAGGUCAAUGACCAGGCAAGGGAGUAUGCGAGUGAGAAGCUUGAAAAGCUUAGUGUUGCGCUUGAGAAUCUUCGCGAGUCUUUGAAGGUAGAUGACAAACCCCAGGGUGAUAAGAAGCUUGUGUAG
Cryptococcus wingfieldii CBS 7118 is the source of this 834-nucleotide messenger RNA. RefSeq lists its product as hypothetical. The transcript is spliced from 3 exons. The record is from RefSeq and is a predicted model, not a curated record. The coding region runs from base 1 to 834 and encodes 277 amino acids. NCBI's taxonomy places the organism in Eukaryota, Fungi, Basidiomycota, Tremellomycetes, Tremellales, Cryptococcaceae.